Spodoptera frugiperda (fall armyworm) is the source of this 3946-nucleotide messenger RNA. RefSeq names its product pre-mRNA-processing factor 6 (gene Prp6). The coding region runs from base 179 to 2968 and encodes 929 amino acids. Gene Ontology annotation, biological process: spliceosomal tri-snRNP complex assembly; mRNA splicing, via spliceosome. Gene Ontology annotation, molecular function: protein binding. Lineage: Eukaryota; Metazoa; Arthropoda; Insecta; Lepidoptera; Noctuidae. The record is from RefSeq and is a predicted model, not a curated record. The transcript has 17 exons. Gene Ontology annotation, cellular component: catalytic step 2 spliceosome; U4/U6 x U5 tri-snRNP complex.
AAUUGACGUUUGCUAAUGCUAAACGUCAAAAUCGACAAUAUCAAAGAGUGUACGAGUGGAAAGGAAAGCGAAAAUAAACUAAAAUUUGCGUAUAUCUAGUAGUAACGCAAUAAAAAAGCAGUGGUUGGUUGUAAAUGUUAAUUAUUAAUAUUGUGCUCAAUCAGAAUUUGAAUCCAAAAUGUCGGUGCCUCCACAGGCGUUUGUAAACAAAAACAAAAAACAUUUCCUGGGCAUCCCCGCGCCCUUAGGUUAUGUUGCUGGUGUUGGUCGAGGAGCGACUGGUUUCACCACACGAUCAGAUAUCGGUCCUGCCAGAGAUGCCAACGAUGUCUCUGAUGAUCGUCAUGCCCCUCCUGCAGCCAAACGCAAGAAAACUGAGGAGGAAGAUGAUGAUGAGGAUUUGAAUGACUCCAACUAUGAUGAAUUCUCAGGAUACAGUGGAUCUUUGUUUUCUAAGGACCCAUAUGACAAGGAUGAUGCUGAAGCCGAUGCUAUUUAUGAGUCUAUUGACAAGAGAAUGGAUGAGAAGAGGAAGGAAUACAGAGAGAAACGGCUCAAAGAAGAUUUGGAGAGAUACCGUCAAGAGAGACCAAAAAUUCAACAACAGUUCUCAGAUUUGAAACGAGAAUUGAAAUCAGUGUCCGAGGAUGAAUGGUCAGCUAUUCCUGAAGUGGGUGAUGCACGUAACAGGAAACAGAGGAACCCUAGAGCAGAGAAGUUCACUCCAUUGCCUGACAGUGUAUUGUCCAGGAAUUUGGGCGGAGAAUCAUCUUCGUCCAUCGACCCUGGAUCUGGUCUUGCGUCAAUGAUGCCUGGAGUUAUGACUCCUGGAAUGUUGACUCCAUCUGGUGACCUGGAUUUGAGAAAGAUAGGUCAAGCAAGAAACACUUUGAUGACAGUGAAACUGUCACAAGUAUCGGACUCGGUGACUGGACAAACUGUGGUGGAUCCGAAGGGAUAUCUGACAGACUUGCAAUCCAUGAUACCUACUUAUGGUGGUGAUAUUAAUGAUAUUAAGAAGGCCAGGUUGUUGCUGAAGUCUGUUAGAGAGACGAAUCCAAACCAUCCGCCUGCUUGGAUUGCUAGUGCCAGGUUGGAAGAAGUUACAGGCAAAGUCCAAUCAGCCCGUAAUUUGAUAAUGAAGGGUUGUGAAGUGAACCCGAGCAGUGAGGAGUUGUGGCUGGAAGCGGCGCGACUACAACCGAGGGACACGGCGCGCGCUGUCAUCGCUCAUGCUGCGAGGAACCUGCCUCACAGUGUCAGGAUAUGGGUCAAGGCUGCUGAUUUGGAACAGGAGACUAAGGCAAAACGCAGAGUAUACCGCAAAGCCCUAGAGCACAUACCCAACUCAGUUCGUUUAUGGAAGGCUGCAGUCGAGUUGGAAAACCCAGAGGAUGCUCGGAUUCUAUUGUCCAGAGCCGUGGAGUGUUGCCAUACUAGUGUCGAACUGUGGCUCGCGUUGGCAAGACUGGAAACUUACGAGAAUGCAAGGAAAGUACUCAAUAAAGCUCGUGAGAAUAUACCUACUGAUAGACAGAUUUGGGUAACUGCUGCCAAGCUUGAAGAAGCACAUGGCAAUACACAUAUGGUGGAGAAGAUUAUAGAUCGUGCGAUCACCUCGCUGAGCGCGAACGGUGUGGAGAUCAACCGCGAGCAUUGGUUCAAGGAAGCCAUGGAAGCUGAGAAGUCUGGAGCGGUACAUACUUGCCAGGCCAUCAUACGUGCGGUGAUCGGACACGGCAUUGAACCUGAAGAUCAAAAACACACGUGGAUGGAAGACGCUGAAGCAUGUGCAAACGAAGGCGCGUACGAGUGCGCUCGCGCAGUGUACGGGUACGCUCUAUCAGUGUUUCCGUCCAAGAAAUCAAUAUGGCUGCGGGCGGCCUACUUGGAGAAGCAACAUGGCACCCGCGCCAGCUUGGAGGCACUACUACAGCGAGCCGUGGCUCAUUGUCCCAAGUCUGAGGUGCUGUGGCUGAUGGGAGCCAAGUCUAAGUGGUUGGCAGGCGACGUACCAGCGGCCCGAGGUAUCCUGUCCCUGGCCUUCCAAGCCAACCCCAACUCUGAAGAGAUCUGGUUGGCUGCCGUCAAGCUGGAGAGUGAGAACAAAGAGUAUGACAGAGCGAGACGACUGCUGUCUAAAGCACGUGCCUCUGCGCCGACGCCGAGGGUGAUGAUAAAGUCCGCUAAACUAGAAUGGGCAUUAAACAACUUGGAUGUGGCGCUGAAACUUCUAGAGGAAGCUAUCAAAGUGUUUGGUGACUACGCCAAGCUACACAUGAUGAAGGGACAGAUUGAGGAGCAGAUGAACAAGGAUGAAGAGGCACGCAAUACUUACUCACAAGGGCUCAAGAAAUGUGCAACAAGUGUGCCCAUGUGGAUCUUAUUGUCGAGACUUGAAGAAAAACUAAAGAAUGUCACCAAAGCCAGAUCAGUGUUGGAGAAAGCCAGGCUUCGGAAUCCUAAGACAGCUGAAUUAUGGUUAGAGAGUGUAAGACUGGAGAGAAGGAACGGCAGCGCGGAGAUAGCCAACGCAGUGAUGGCCAAAGCACUGCAGGAGUGUCCUAACGCCGGCCGACUGUGGGCUGAAGCCAUAUUCAUGGAGUCACGGCCACAGAGGAAAACUAAGAGCGUGGACGCGCUGAAGAAGUGCGAGCACGACGCGCACGUGCUGCUGGCCGUGUCGCAGCUGUUCUGGACCGAGCGGAAACUCAACAAGUGCCGGGAGUGGUUCAAUAGGACGGUGAAAAUCGACCCGGACCUAGGUGACGCUUGGGCCUACUUCUACAAAUUCGAGUUACUGCACGGGAAUGAACAGCAACAAGAGGACGUGAAGUCUCGCUGCAAGGCCGCUGAGCCGCACCACGGCGAGGCCUGGUGUAAGGUCUCCAAGGACAUCGCCAACUGGUGCUUCAGCACUGAACAGGUCCUACUGCUCGUCGCCAAGAAUUUACCCGUACCCACGUGAAGAGUUACGUUAGUGUUUUAAGAUUAAGACAAUGCUGUGCUAAGUAAGUGUUUCUAGACAUUUUUUUCCAAAGUGUGGCUAACUUAACGAUGGUUUUGAGAUAUGUAAAGAUAAAUAAUUUAUUUAGAUCAAAUCUAAAAUAGAAUGAGAGCACGUUUUUCAAAAUGAAUAUUUUUUGUUGUCCUUUGUCACACAAAAACACCAAACUGCUAAACUUGAAAUAAAUAAAGAUCCGAAUAAGUGUAGCAAUUGAGGAGAGUUUAUGCUUCCUAACGUACUAGCGGUUGUUUUUUAUUUCAACAUAAAAUAACAAAGAUAAUUUUUAAUUAAAACAACAAACAAAACAAUAGUAAAAAGAAAAAGUAGAGUAUAUUCAAGAAUGAAAUAAUGUAUCCUUAGUACGAGUUUGCUUUACGUUUAAACGAACUCGCUACGCCCUCUGCAUGGUAAAAAUGUCAGAGGUUCGAUUCCUACGUGGAAGAUUUUUGAUGUUUUUGGUCCGAGUACUAGUAUGAUGUGUGAUAUGAAAGUAAUCGAAAGUUUGACAAUUUUUAGUACGGAAGAAUUAUAAAAAAAGAAAACGAAAUUAUUCUUCCGAUAAAAUCUGGCGUUGGAAAAUCAGUCCUAAGUUAAUUAUUAUAAUGUUUUAGUCAAAUCAACUAAGUGAUUAUAUUAAGUAUCUGAUUUAAGUUUUUUCAUCAAAGAAUGCAGUAACGCUUGUAAUUAUUAAGAAUUGGUUUCGUUAGCCACACUUUUAAUAGAAUAAAUGUAGCUAGAACGUAGUAGUUUUCAUUCAUAUUGAUAAAAUGUUUUUUAAACCUAAUGUACAAUUUUGGUGUUACCCAUGUAGUCUGAAAAAUACCUAAAUAUCCACUUUAAAAAUUUUAAACAGAUCAAAAAUAUAUUUCUCAUUUAAAACAUGUAUUUACCAUAGUUUUGUGACUUCUGAUGAGAUAAAUAUAUUUAAUUAAUAAAAUA